Molecule: messenger RNA, 1950 nt
Organism: Monopterus albus (swamp eel)
Lineage: Eukaryota; Metazoa; Chordata; Actinopteri; Synbranchiformes; Synbranchidae
Gene: kbtbd12
Product: kelch repeat and BTB (POZ) domain containing 12
Exons: 5
Coding region: 100-1950 (616 amino acids)
Molecular function (GO): protein binding
Source: RefSeq, a predicted model, not a curated record
GAUAUGAUACUGAUGGAGGCUCAUUUUUUUCGUUUUUCAGUGACAACUUUCUCACCAGUUGUUUGUAAGUUUCCUGUGUAACUUUGUAAAUAUUGCAAAAUGGAUUUUACAGCCAAACAUGGGCUGGUGCUGCUCGAGCAGCUGAGGAGGAUGAGGGAGACUGGGCAUCUGACAGAUGUGGUACUGGUGGCUGAGGGCAUCAGCUUUCCCUGUCACAGAGUUAUUCUAUCUGCCUUCAGCCCUUACUUCCGUGUUAUGUUCACAUGUGGCCUGCGUGAGUGCAACAACAGAGAAAUAUUCCUGCGUGACACCUCCGCAGAUAGCUUGGCUCUCCUCUUGAACUACAUGUACUGCUCAGAUCUUCCUCUCACUAACGCCAAUGUACAAGGCAUUUCGAUUGCAGCUUUUCUCCUGCAGAUGGAUGACGUCUUUGAUCGCUGUCAGCAGCACAUGACCGAGAACAUGGAUGCCUCUAACUGCCUUGGUGUGUAUUACUUUGCCUGUGACCUUGGUGCAGAGGAACUGGCUGACCAUGCUAAACGGUUCUUGAGGAAACAUUUUGUUCAAGUCUGCCAGAAUGAGGAGGUCCUGGAGCUUGAGUCCCAUCAGCUGGGGAAGCUCCUGACUUCUGAUGACCUUAAUGUUUCCCGUGAAGAGACCAUCCUGGAUGUAGUCCUUCGCUGGGUGAAACACAGUGCUCUGAUGGAAGGAGAAUUACGAAUUCGGCACCUUCCAGAGCUCCUGAAGAAGGUUCGCUUGCCACUAAUAAGCCCUGACUAUUUAAGAGAGGUGAUGAAGAGAAAUAUGGCCCUGCUGGCUGAUGCUGAAUGUCUUGAGAUGCUGAAUGCAGCCUUGGAGGCCACAGCGAUUCAUCCCUCAGCUGCACCACACAAACUAAAGCUGCGGUACGGCAUGGAGACCACAGAUCUGCUGCUCUGUGUCGGAAAUGACAGUGGUGGGAUUAGGUCAAGAUAUGGCAGCUAUGCCGAGCGCAGCUUUUGCUACACCCCAUCCACAGGCCAAACCUACUACAUCACCUCACCUCGCUAUGGAAAGGCUCUGGGGUACGUGUGUGCUGGGGCUGUGACCGAAAAAAAUGUCAUUGUUGUGGCAGGAGAAGCAAGCACACGCAGAAUGUCCCAACAGAAGGAUAUAAAUGUUGAGAUCUACAGGUAUAAAGAAGAAGCCCAAGGAAGCUGGGAGCGCCUGACGUCAGCAGAGUACCGUGAUUCAUAUGCUCUGGGAUCACUGGGUGACACUCUGUACCUGCUGGGUGGACAAAUGAAGCUGAAGAACCAGUUUCUUAUUACUAACUGUGUGGAGCGAUGGUCCCUGCAAGGCGGACCGUGGCGAAGUGCAGCACCCCUGCCUUUGCCUUUGGCCCAUCACAGCGUGGUCAGGAUGAAAGAUUGUCUUUAUGUGUUAGGAGGGCGAACCCCACAGUCAUACCGGAUGGAUGAUGAGCCAGACCGCCUUAAUAACCGCCUUCUGGAAUAUGAUCCAAACACAAACAAGUGGACAGAACUAAGUCCCAUGAAGUACUCAAAGUACCGCUGCAGUGCUGUGGUACUCCAUGGUGAAAUUUAUGUGAUGGGAGGCAUUGGGUGUGAAGGUGUAGAUCGUGGCCAGUCACGGCAUUGCCUUAGUGCUGUGGAAAUCUACAACCCAGAUGGAGAUUACUGGAGGGAUGGACCUCCUCUCCCAUGUGCACAACUCUCACUACGCACCAAUGCCUCUAAUGCAGGAGCAGUGGGAGGCAAGAUUUAUGUUUGCGGAUACUACAAAGGAGCAGAUCGUCAUGAUGAUAUAACCAAGGAUAUUUUGGAGCUGGACCCAUGGGAGAACAGGUGGACAGUGGUGGCUCGGUGCGCUCUGAUGCAUGACAACUACGACGUCUGCUUAGUGGCAAAUCUCAACCCCAGGGGACUCAUGUCUCCACCUGCAGACUAA